This is a messenger RNA of Candoia aspera, 3919 nucleotides long. It is a transcript of the gene HAP1, whose product is annotated as huntingtin associated protein 1. Gene Ontology annotation, molecular function: myosin binding; signaling receptor binding. Gene Ontology annotation, biological process: vesicle transport along microtubule; neurotrophin TRK receptor signaling pathway; mitochondrion distribution. Gene Ontology annotation, cellular component: dendrite; cytoplasmic vesicle; mitochondrion. NCBI's taxonomy places the organism in Eukaryota, Metazoa, Chordata, Lepidosauria, Squamata, Candoiidae. The transcript has 15 exons. Bases 112 to 2496 code for a protein of 794 amino acids. The record is from RefSeq and is a predicted model, not a curated record.
CGAGACACGCACCUCUCUGGCGCAGCUGAGAGGCGUCUGCUUGGCUUUGCCUGUUCCUCCUCGUGCAAGGUGAACGAGCGAAGGGAUCGGAUCGCUGGACUCGCGCGGUUAAUGUUGCCCACCGAAGCAGAGACGUUUCUGGGCUCGCCCGGGAUGGAGUUCUGGAUCAGCCCCGCCACUUACGAUGCAGUCAACGGGAACACUGACCUGGGCGGUAGCGAGGAUCUCAUAUCCCAGGAACUGGAGGAGGUACUUUGCUCUGAGCGAGUUGGCAGGAUCACCAAGACAUACCAUGACAUAGAUGCGGUCACCACCCUGCUGGAAGAGAAGGAACAUGAUCUGGAGUUAGCAGCUCGCAUUGGACAGUCGUUGCUCAAGCAAAAUCGGAGUUUGUCUGAACGCAAUGAACUCUUGGAGGAACAGCUAGAAUUAGCAAAAGAGGAGAUAGCUCAGCUGAGACAUGAAGUAUCAAUGCGGGAUGAUCUUCUCCAUCUGUUUACCAAUAGCACUGAAGACAGUGAGCCAACUUCCAUCAUUUCUACCCCGUUACGAAGGAAUGAAUCUGCCCUUUCUUUGCAGCAGUGUUUCCAGUAUGAUGUACUCCAGCAGAAGCUUAAAGGGCUGGAAGAGGAGAACCAGAAACUGCGUACUGAAGCUACCAGCAUUGCCACAGAAACAUAUCAAUAUGAGGAACAGGAGCAGAAGCUGAUGCUCGACUGUGUGGAGCAAUUUUCUGAUGCCAGCCGGGAAGUUGCCGUGAUUUCGGAGGAGCUGGCUCGCAAGACAGAGGAUACAAUCCGGCAACAGGAGGAGAUCAGCCAGCUUCUAGCACAGAUUGUAGAUCUGCAGCAGAAAUGCCGUGUGUACGGUUCUGAAAUGGAGCAAUUGCAACAGCAGCUCACUGCAGCCAAAGAGAACCAACGGCAGCUUCGCAGAGAGCUCCAGGACUUACAGGAGAAAUACACAGAAUGUGAAGCAAUGUUGCAUGAAGCUCAGGAAGACAUUAAAAACCUCCGCAACCGCAGCCUGCCCAACAGCACCAUCCACCACAGUUCCCCCACCUUCUUACCCCUGGAUUCCUUGGCUGCAGAGAUCAAGGGCACAAUGAGAAAAGGGAUGGACAGCUGUGGGUCAUCUGAAUACAAGGCCUUCCGGCGGGUGUUUAAGACAGUAAAGGCCGUGAAACAAGCAACAAGGGCCAAAUCAGGAAUGGCAACACCACGGAGUCUUCCCCCAGGUUCUCCCAAAGCAGCUUCAGUGGUCUGCAGUCACUUUAGCACACCACGCAACAGCCACUAUGGUUCAGAUAGCCCCGUUAAGCUGGAAGAAAAGAGUGUCCUGGCUCCUGAACGUCUGGGUGAUGCCCACCAGGGCGUGGCUGCUACAUCAGGGACACCCGGCCACCAUGUCUUGGAAGCUGCUAUCCAGUGUUUGUCUGCUCGCCAGAAAAACCACAGCACUGAGCAUUCAUUCUUUGAAAUGGAGCGUGAAUGCAAACUGAGGCGCCUGGCUCGGGAGGCAGAGGACUUCAGUGGGUUUCUGACCCCCAACGAGAGCAUCACAUCUACCGGCACCAACUACUCAGGCAGCUCUGGGGGUUCUGGCACCUCCUUGGGCUCCUACUCUUGCUUCCCUGACAAGCUUCAAAUCAUUAAGCCCCUGGAAGGCUCCGUGACCCUGCACCACUGGCAGCAGCUGGCCCGGCCUCACCUGGCGGGAAUCCUGGACCCUCGGCCUGGUGUGCUUACCAAAGAUUUCCGGCAACUUGACACUGAUCUGGAGGAGGUCUACAAUCUGAAUGACUUGGAAGAAGAUGACAUGGAUGCCGGUGUCUUCCCUUCCCUUGCUACCUCAACACCUGCUAAAGCCAAAGAAAGGCCAAGCGUUUUUCACUCCGUUAACAAUCUGCCCCAGACCCCGCCUACUUUCACCAUCACCACCUGUUGCAUCUUGCACCCUAGCAACGAGGUUACCAUGGUGACACCCAGUCUUUAUAAUACAGUUGUGCCCUCUUGUGGGCCCUGCACGGGGCUGAACCUGCCUUCCCCUCCUCAGCCCCCCCUAAAGGAACGACCCAGGCAGGAAGAGGAAGCGCCAGAAUCCCCUCUUGGACUGGUGGCGUUACUGGCAGAACAAGGCAUUUCUGCACAGAGCCAAGGAGGGGCACCCAUGGUCUUGCCCCAGUUUAUUAGAGAUCCAGCUCCCUCCUCCUGGCUUUCUCCUUCCUUGGCUUCACUGUGGCACUACCGCUGGGACAGCUUUGCCGAUCGGACCUCAGGAGUGUGUCCGCUGCAGCGCAGGAAACCAGAGAAGCGCCGGGAUAGCAUCUUCAGCUUGAACCUGGUGGAGAAACUGCAGCAGCUGGGGCUCAACAAGGUGUUGGCUAGAGGGGAAGCGUCAUACAUAACCUCACGUCUGCAGGAACUCCACCAGAGAAAGAAACGUCCCUCUGGACUUAGCAACUGGCAGGAUCUGACACCGGUGGGGCCUCAGUGAAAAGGAAGGGGAGUCCUAUCGCCUGCUUUUUGAAAGAUGGACAAAACUCAGUUAUGUGGCUGGAGCUUUGGGAAGUUUGGUGCACUGGGAUGAGGGGCCCAAAAGUUCUGUUUAGAGCACUAUUUUCUCCAUUGCCUGCAAAUCAUUCUGUUGUUGGCAUAUCUACUACAGGGGUACAUUCCAUCUCCGCAUCUCCAUCCUAGGAAUUUCUUCUCCCCUCCCUCCUCCCCCCCAUUGCUGGUGGGACACUUCAGUAGAAAAGGCUGGACUGGGCAGGAGGAAUGAGACAUGCUGAGUAAAACUGCUUUGAAGCUGAUAACGACUUUUGGACUUUGGUGGUAUCCCCACCCCCACCCCCAUUUCUUCCACCUUUUGUGUCAAUCUCAUUCUUCUACAAUUGCACAAGUCACAGAGACUUCUGGAUUAGGAGGCAUGGGGUAGAAGGAGAAGACCAAACCCUUGAACAUCACAGCUAGAAAUGGUAGUGGACAGACUGAGUAUUGCUGAAAAAGAACUUUGUCGGGGACGAGAAGCAAAGAUUAGCAUAAGAGGAAAACGCGCCAGCUUUUCCACUUCACCUAAGCUCAUUGUUUUGAAAUGGGAUCUCUUUCCACCUAUCUCUGUCCCCUUUAUAUUUCUCAAUUUCUACCGAGAUGGCAGGCUAAGUAGAAAUUUGGGUGGGAAGUUUUAUUUAUUUUAUUGGGGGGCUGAUUGAGAGUACUCCUUAAAUCCAAUUCUCUUUUACUACCAAUACUGGUGUCCUUGACCUUUGUUAACUGUGACAUGGUUUCUGUGUCUUUAUCUUGCUGAACUCUGGGGAGAUCUUCUCACCUAAGACAUAAUCACAGUUUAUUGUAAAAACAGUGAAGAAAGUUCAUCAGGCUUUGGUUGCAGUUAUACUUCCUAACCAAGGAAUUGUUGCUUUUUCCUUUUUUUUUUUGGUGUCAGAGCAUGUUCUUUUGGGAAUGUAGAGUUCCCUGCUUCCUACUCUAGUUGAAAAAUUUCCAGCACUUUAUUCCCCCUUCCACUCCUCUGUAGUUUUAAUACAAGCUGGAUCUUUGUGUGUUUCAUCCAUGCUAAAGCAGGACUAGACCAUGUUCCUCCCAACUCCUCUUAAACUACUAUUCUUGUUCUUUUCAGAGUUGGGCCAAGUUUGCAAUGGCUUCCACAGGUGUUGUGUUUUUCUUCUCUUGAAAAGGAUGCCUGCAUUUUCCCAUUUAUGAAUGUUAAAUUAACUCAACUUCAUCCCUCUUGGACCUGUCUAGUUCUCUACUCCUUGCAUGCUUCUGUACAUGUGCUGCACAAAAAGCCUUUUGCACUCCUUCUCUGAAGGCCAGGAUCACCAGUUUGCACUCUUCCACAUUCACAGUUGUCUUCCUGUGACUCCCUUGGUGAAAUUAAAAGAUAUUGCUGUUGCCCUGAA